Molecule: messenger RNA, 1074 nt
Organism: Dovyalis caffra
Lineage: Eukaryota; Viridiplantae; Streptophyta; Magnoliopsida; Malpighiales; Salicaceae
Source: the annotation of a GenBank genome assembly
AUGGCACACUACAAGUCAUUGAAUCUCCACAUUAAUUCAUUGUGGAAAGGGUUUAAUUAUCUGGGAGGAAAUUUGGCAACAAAUUGGAUAGUUGGGGAAAGCUUGUCGAAUUUUAAGAGGGUUUUUCUGGUCCAUCCUUCGCCUGCCCUAUCGAAGAAGGGCUACUGUAGUUUAUCUCAAGUUGUUUCUGCAAUUCCUCAAAGCAAACCACUAACCUCUUCCAAAAGUGAUCAUGAGGUCCACCAAGAGGUACCUCUUGAUUUGGUCAAGCGGGAAGAAAAAGCAGUGGAAGCUAAUAAUCCUUCCAAUGGCAGAGAGUACCGUAUGGAAAAACUAGUGUUUCACCCAAAGAAAAUGUCAUGGCAAAAGAGCAACCGCCCUCCUACACCUGAUACUGUUGUUCAGGGACUUCCAUACUUGAAAGCUGCCAUCAAAGCUAUGUCUGUUAAGGUGAUUGAGAUACCAGGGGUAGAAGCAGAUGAUGUCAUUGGAACAUUGGCUGUAAAUAGUGUCAAGGAUGGGUUCAAGGUACGAGUUGUUUCUCCGGACAAAGAUUUUUUUCAGAUUCUCUCUCCUUCAUUACGUCUUCUACGAAUUGCACCACGCGGUCUUGAGAUGGUUUCAUUUGGAAUGGAGGAUUUUGCUGAAAAAUAUGGAGGAUUGGAACCUUGUCAGUUUGUUGAUGUGGUGGCUCUUAUGGGUGACAAAUCUGAUAAUAUUCCAGGAGUUGAAGGAAUUGGAGUUGUUCAUGCUGUGGAACUGAUCACUAGAUUCGGCACAUUGGAGAAUUUGUUGAAAUGUGUUGAUCAAGUAGAAGGGGAGAGCAUUAGAAAGGCCUUGAGAGAGCAUGCAAAUCAGGCAGUUCUUAGCAAGGAGUUGGCAAAGUUACGUUGUGAGCUUCCAGAGUACAUGGUCCCAUUUGCUGCCACAGAUCUGAUCUUUAAGAAACCAGAGGACAAUGGGGAGAAAUUUUCAAACCUCUUGACUGCCGUUAGCUCGUAUGCCGAAGGCUUUUCAGCUGAUAUGAUCAUCAGAAGAGCAUCCAAGUUGUGGAAGAAGCUUGAAGCGCGGUGA